This is a messenger RNA of Orussus abietinus, 2830 nucleotides long. Its product is annotated as tRNA (guanine(37)-N1)-methyltransferase. Gene Ontology annotation, cellular component: mitochondrial matrix; cytoplasm. The transcript has a single exon. The record is from RefSeq and is a predicted model, not a curated record. The coding region runs from base 677 to 2446 and encodes 589 amino acids. Gene Ontology annotation, biological process: tRNA N1-guanine methylation; mitochondrial tRNA methylation. Lineage: Eukaryota; Metazoa; Arthropoda; Insecta; Hymenoptera; Orussidae.
UUUCACAGCGAUAAACAGUUUAAGUGUAUUAAUAAAUAUUUUUAUGGCUGUUGGUACUUUAACGAGUUCCACAAGUCUGUUAAAUACAAAACGACAAACUUAUAGAGCAUGAAUAAGCAUCGAAGAAGAAUCUCUUCUCUCGUCUGUCUUAAUUUAACAAUAACUUCUGUCAUUGCAAGUUAGAAAAUAAACCUACAGGUUAUAUUAGACUUAACCUAAAAGUAUGCCGAUUUGGUGCGCACAGAUCAGGGCUUGAUUACGUCUGAAAGGUGGCUACACAACAAAAAAUCUAUAAAAUACACAUUUUGACGAAUCAUUGCAAUCUUGACUGUACAAACUUAACUGUACAAGAACUAGAAUUGCUAUAGUUUAUCGCCAUGUGUGUAGCCACUAUGGAACUAGUCUUCGGAAACAUUUCUUAAUUUUAUAUCAUUGCUUGAGACUGUCUCCUACCGCAUUAACAUUAUUAUUGUGUAAUAAUCUCAAUGAAAGCACAGAACGAUCAGUCGAUCUCCAGUACUUUCCUGGAAAAGGAAACGGAAGCGUUUAAAGUUGCAUGCCUAAUUUGCAUCGAGAUAAAGAGAGUUCGGUGAGGGUGAGGCAGGAUGGCGAGAGGCGACGAGUGUAACGCAUCGAGACUGACAAGAUGGUAUCAUCCGACAGCUGUUAACUCCAGAUGCUUGCGAGUGGUUCACGCUUCAUCGUCCAGCUUCGUCGGUUCAGCAUGGCACUGGUUCCCCCGAGCCACGUAAGAGGCAUGAAGAAGCUGGACCGAGAAGCUUUCACCCAGGAGGUGGAAAUCCCGUACCUCCGACUGCCGGCAAAGCGCUUCCAGGAGGUGAGAAGUGCCCUGAAGACGUACCUGCUAAAAGUUCGCCUCUUCAAACCGGUGCAGAUCUGCGGAGAGCAACGGAUGGUAUACCUAGACCCUCGGAGAGUGAGCACGCCGGAAGACAUCCCGGAAGAUGAGCUUCGCAUCGGUCUAAGCCGUACCCUGGUGAAGCUCACCUACGAGAACUGGCAACCCGGCGAGGUUCUACGUGCCGUGCUCCCAGAGGACCUGGAGGCACCAACAUCCUACAGCCAAGUCGGCCACGUGCUGCACCUUAACCUUCGAGAAGCCCAACUUCCCUACAAGGAGCUCAUCGGUCAGGUAUAUCUGGACAAGGUAUCGCACUGCAGGACCGUUGUCAACAAGACUGCGAACAUCGAUGCGGAGUUCCGGAACUUCUCGAUGGAGGUCUUGGCUGGGGAUCUGGACACCGUUGUCGAGGCAAAGGAGAAUGGCUGUGUUUAUAGGUUAGACUUCUCCAGGGUGUACUGGAACCCGAGGCUAGGGACGGAACGUUGCCUGGUGACGAGUACCCUGGAACCCGGAGAUGUUCUCUACGAUGCUUUCGCUGGUGUGGGCCCUUUCGCCAUACCAGCUGCUCGAAAGGGUGCUGUCGUCCUGGCCAAUGACCUGAACCCGGACAGCUACCAUUGGCUCCAACAGAACACAAAGAUAAAUAAGUUAAAGGGUGAAACAAAGCUCUUCUGCAAGGAUGCGAGAGCCUUCCUCAAGGAGGACGUGGCCAAGCACCUAGUGGAACGGCGCCGAUCAGGGGAAAAGGGCUGUGAGCACGUCGUCAUGAACCUUCCGGAACGGGCCCUGGAAUUCCUAGAUGUUUUCCAGGAUUGGCUCGGCCCCGAAGAGGUUAGGAUGGUGUGCACACCCCUGGAGGUGGCGCCGAUUGUGCAUCUUUAUUGUUUCGUUCGCCCUGGUCGUGAUGGAGACCCAGGGGAAGUGGCUCUGAAGAAGGUGGAGGAGAGGUUAGGGUACGAGUUGAAACUCCCAGGACAGGUCCUGGAGGUGAGGUUCGUCAGGAAUGUGGCUCCAGGGAAGGAGAUGAUGCGAGUGUCCUUCAGGGUUUGUCCGCCUGGGCUGAGUGAGGUGUCGAAUGCGAAUGGAGGGAUAGAAUUGGAGGUUAAGAGAGUAGGUGGUCAGGAAGCUAGAGAAUCAAAUGGCAACGAAGCUCGGGACACAGCUGAUGAACCGAUCCCCAUAUCUUCCGAGGACAUAACCAAGAAUGGAACCAAUUCAUCGGUCCAUCGACCAACCGGUGACGUCAAUGGUGAGUUAAUCCACCAAUCAGCCCACGAGAUGAAGAGUGAUGUUACUAAUGUCUCAAUUCUUCAAUCGGAUGGUGAAGUAAAUAAAGAUAAAGAUCUUCGAUCGGUUAACAAGAAGAUUAGUGACGGUAAAGAACCAGUUCAAUCAUCAUCAAUUGGUAAUGACGAUGGUGAACUGAUUCACCGAACAGCUGGGAAGACAAACGGUGGUGACAUUUUCGAGUCAACUGAUCAGUCAACUAGUGAUCGAUUCGAGGAGCCGACUAAGAAGAGAGCCAGGAAGGAGUCCACAGGCUGCGAUAAGAUUAACCCCGUAAUCGUGAAAUUCUCAUAAAAGAUGGAACGCCCUCGUCGACCUUUCGUCACAAUAAGUUCCUCGCUCCUGCCCAACUGACCCGAGUGUCAACCAAUAGUGACGGGCGAGAUUUUGGAGAAAGGCCACCUUGCAAUUUAUUAUCACAUAGUGCGUUUACACCAGCUACCUUAUGCCGGUUUUAUAAAUAUCGAUGUUAAAGUGACGUGAAAGUGGCGUCAAUAACAUCUCAUUUGUGAAAUAUUUCUCCGAACUGAGUGUAUCGAAUCAUUUCAAACUUUACAAUGUGAAUAUAGUUUCAUUAGAAUAUAGUGAGUAUCGUUUUAAACAAUGUGAACAUAGAACCUGUAAGGAAGGUCCCUAUACCCAGGAAAUUUCUAUUUUUCAAGUUUAUAGAUAUUUAAA